AUGGAAUUCGUACAGCAAGCCAGCGCGAGCCCCAUGCCCGACGGCGUCACAGACCCCGACUACAGACCCCUCCCAGGUCGCCUCGGUAAUCUCACCGUAGGCCAACAGCACAUACUCGACAAGUUCCGCAAGGAGCUCCAAGAUGAGGGCGUAUUUGUGCCAGAAAGGAUGAACGAUGCCAUGCUGCUUAGAUUCUUGCGCGCGCGCAAGUUUGACCUGGCGAAGGCGAAGGCGAUGAUCAUCGCGUGCGAGGAGUGGCGGAAGGACUUUGGCGUAGAUGAGAUUUACAGCAACUUUGAUUUCCCGGAGAUCGCGGAGGUGGAUAAAUACUACCCCCAAUAUUAUCACAAAAUGGACAAGGAGGGGCGGCCGGUGUAUGUCGAGCGGUUAGGGCUGCUCGAUAUGAAGGCGCUGUACGCGAUCACGACGCCAGAACGGCAGCUGCAGCGGUUGGUGUACGAGUACGAGAAGAUGCUCAAGGAGCGGCUGCCCGCGUGCUCCAAAGCGAUCGGCCACCCCGUUGAGACGUCGUGCACGAUCCUCGACCUCCAGAACGUGUCUCUGUCCAACUACUACCGCGUCAAGGACUACCUCAUGUCCGCCGCGUCCAUCGGCCAGGAUCGCUACCCGGAGACGAUGGGCAAGUUCUACAUCAUCAACGCGCCCUGGGCAUUUUCCACCGUCUGGACGUUCAUCAAGCCUUGGCUCGACGAGGUCACCGUGAAUAAGAUUUCUAUUAUAGGUGCGGCCUAUCAGGACAAGCUCCUCGCGCAGAUUCCAGCGGAGAAUUUGCCAAGGGAGUUUGGUGGGAUGUGCGAAUGCGCCGGCGGCUGCUCCCUCAGCGAUGCGGGGCCAUGGCAUCCGCAGUGA
Messenger RNA from Sparassis crispa, 870 nucleotides. Its product is annotated as Sec14 cytosolic factor. Lineage: Eukaryota; Fungi; Basidiomycota; Agaricomycetes; Polyporales; Sparassidaceae. The record is from RefSeq and is a predicted model, not a curated record. The transcript has 4 exons. The coding region runs from base 1 to 870 and encodes 289 amino acids.